AUGGUGGAAAAAGUCUACGUGACGUACAAUGAGAUCCAUAAACUAUGCCAGACAUCGGCCGAGAAGAUUUUGAAUGACUUCCAACCCAAUCUUAUGAUUGCCAUUGGAGGGGGCGGAUAUGUGCCAGCGAGAAUCCUGAGAUCAUUCCUCAAGCGACCCGGUGCACCGAAUAUCCCCAUCCAGGCCAUUGGUCUUUCGCUCUACGAACAACUCUCUGGCUCAGACCCUGUCGAGGCACCAGGCACAAAGGUCACGCGGACACAAUGGCUGGAUCUAUCCUCACUUGAGAUGAAGAAUUUGAUUGGGAAGAGCGUCUUGAUCGUUGACGAAGUUGACGAUACGCGCACCACGCUAGAAUAUGCAGUCAAGGAGUUGGAAAAGGACGUGGAAUUGGCGAGGCAACAACAAGGAAGAACCGAGAAGACAAAGUUUUCCAUCUUCGUGCUGCAUAACAAGGACAAGGAGAAGAAAGGACACCUCCCCGAAGACAUGCUCAACGAGAAUCGGUAUCUGGCAGCCGUCACCGUUCCCGAUGUAUGGAUCUGCUAUCCCUGGGAGGCCACUGACAUUGACGAGCACGACCAACUCGCCCAAACACACGGCGUCAAAUGA
This is a messenger RNA of Fonsecaea erecta, 612 nucleotides long. RefSeq lists its product as hypothetical. Gene Ontology annotation, biological process: hypoxanthine metabolic process; IMP salvage; XMP salvage. Gene Ontology annotation, molecular function: hypoxanthine phosphoribosyltransferase activity. NCBI's taxonomy places the organism in Eukaryota, Fungi, Ascomycota, Eurotiomycetes, Chaetothyriales, Herpotrichiellaceae. The record is from RefSeq and is a predicted model, not a curated record. The coding region runs from base 1 to 612 and encodes 203 amino acids. The transcript is spliced from 3 exons. Gene Ontology annotation, cellular component: cytoplasm.